Molecule: messenger RNA, 2106 nt
Organism: Polychytrium aggregatum
Lineage: Eukaryota; Fungi; Chytridiomycota; Chytridiomycetes; Polychytriales
Product: pseudouridine synthase
Exons: 3
Coding region: 150-1763 (537 amino acids)
Biological process (GO): mRNA pseudouridine synthesis; tRNA pseudouridine synthesis
Cellular component (GO): nucleus
Molecular function (GO): pseudouridine synthase activity; RNA binding
Source: RefSeq, a predicted model, not a curated record
UCGCGCUGCCUGCAACUUGCUCCAUCAACCCGGCCGCACCAACUGCCGUUUGUAGCCUAUCGUUCAGUCGCUGUCUAUCUCUCCAGCUCGUCCGGCUUCCCUCGCCAGCUCCCGUCACGCCAAAGCCUGCCUCUUUCUCGAUUCGCAACAUGCCCGCUGUCGUCGAUGCCUCUGGCGUUGCCCACAUCUCCCUGGCCAUCCUGUACGGCUACCUUGGCACCGAGUUCGCCAGCCUCGAGGCUUUGUCCGCCCAGAGAUCGAUCGAAGGCGAGCUGCUGAACGCCCUGGCCACCGUAGUCUCCAGCAGCGGCGGCGCCCAAGCCCAUCAAAUCGCCUUUAUCAACUUAUCUCGGGCCUCCAAGACUGAGCAGGGCGAGCACGCCGCUCGCCAGUGUCUCUCGCUCGAGGUCACCAGCCAAUCCGGCUCGCUUGCUCUGCCGACGGUCUCGGCCGUGAACGCUGCCCUGCCCGAUCCGAUCCGGGUCUAUGGCAUUACUGAGAUUGCCUCGGUCUUCUCGGCCCGCCGCAGCUGCGACGCUCGCACAUACGAGUACGUCUUCCCGACCUACAUCCUCUCCAAGCCCCCACCGGCUUCCCACUUUGACCUGCUUGAGCCCUACCCCGAGAACCACGAGGAUAUCUCGGCCGUCCAGACCCGGGAGGAGGGCGAAACGCUCUUCCAGACUCUCCACCGCGGCCGAACCAUCGGCCGCUCCAAGUCUCUCUCGAAGCAGCAGCAACAGCAGCAGCAGCAGCCACCAUUGUCUGCCCUUCCGGCGGCCGUUAGUGCUGCCUCUCCCUCAAAGCACGAAGGCGGCGGUACCUUUUCGCGCUUCUUCAAGAGUCUGGGCCGAGCCAAGGAGGCCCCAACCUCGACGGCCAUCCCUCAGACCCCCACCGACGAAUCCUCCCACUCGGAUGCCAAGCUUUUUGAAACCAUCAAGCGCACGCUCUCACGCAAGGGCACCAACGAGCUGCCUCCUCAGGACAAUCCCGAGCCUGUAAGCGCCGCCCCGGUCUACUACGACCCCAUUGCCAUCCCCAAGCCCAGCGCCGACGAGCUUGCCGCCCUCAAGGCCUACCGCAUCACCGGCCACCAGAUCCGCACCCUCGAGGACAUCUUCUCCAUUUACCGCGGCACACACAACUGGCAUAACUACAUCCCUGGCGCCUCUGCAGACGACUCGCGGUGUUACAUGCGCAUUCUCCAGAUCGAGGCCAGUUCACCCGAGAUCCACCACGGCAUCGAGUGGAUCCGUGUCAAGUUCCAGGCCAAAGCCUUUGCGAGCUUCCAGAUCCGUAAGAUGAUGGCCCUGGCCAUCUUGGUCAUCCGCACCAAUACCCCCCGCUCUCUCAUCGCCAACUCCUUCGGUCUGGCCACGAUCAACAUCCCCGAAGCCCCCGCUACAGGCCUCAUCCUCGACAAUGUGCUCUAUGCCGAAUACAAUGCCGACCAAACCAUCCAGGCAUCCAAGCACCUGGUUUCGUUCGAGGACUAUCACACCGAGGCAAGCCAGAUGAAACAUCAGUUCAUUCACCAGGCCAUCUUCACUGCCGAAGAGGCCGUCAUGAUCUUUGAGGACUGGAUUCGCACCAUCGACUCGUACUCGUUCCUGUACACGCAUUUCCUGAACCAUCGCGGUGUUAUCCUGCCGGCAAAUGCAUUUAUCCGAGUUCCCGCCGACACCACGACCGAGCCAGGAAAGCUUGGUGAGGACAACCGACUGAGUCUCCAUGUCCAGUUCGACAAGUUCAAGCUCUAGUGCAUGGCGCAGUCCACAUCAGCCCAAUCUGCCGUUUGAAAAAGCCCCUCGUUUCUGGUGUCGUGCGCCCCGCAUCCUCUAUUAUCUCGUAUAUCUCGACUGUUGUUUGCUUUUCUUUUUUUUUGUUUCAGGCAGGGGCCUUCGUGUGGCUUCAACGUCGUUCGAACGGUGACGCCGCGCCUGUGCAGCGGCAUCGGAGUGUGUCGUAUGCAGAACGCUCGUGGCCUCAUUGCUUUCUGCAACGCUUUCAAUGCAAGGCGGCACACUCCAUGCUCAUAGGCGGCCGGUAUUGGUUUUCUGGCUCCUGAAUACAUUACAUGCUCGGCGCAGUAAGUGCUGCAAA